Molecule: messenger RNA, 831 nt
Organism: Perkinsus marinus ATCC 50983
Lineage: Eukaryota; Perkinsozoa; Perkinsida; Perkinsidae
Product: Casein kinase I isoform epsilon, putative
Exons: 6
Biological process (GO): signal transduction; peptidyl-serine phosphorylation
Cellular component (GO): nucleus; cytoplasm
Molecular function (GO): protein serine/threonine kinase activity; ATP binding
Source: RefSeq, a predicted model, not a curated record
GUACCGAUUAGGGACUCGUCUCGGCGGGGGCAGCUUUGGGACCGUCUACGCUUAUUCUGGUUUGGGGUAGAAGGCGGCUAUAAUAUUCUCGUUAUGGAACGACUGGGACCUAGUCUGGAGGAUCUAUUCACGUAUUGUAAUAAGCGUCUCUCGGUGAAGACCUGCAGCUUGCUAGGCGAGCAGAUGAUUGCCCGGAUCGAGUACUGUCAUAGUCGCUCAUUCAUUCACCGCGAUAUUAAACCUGAUAACUUCAUGAUGGGUAGUGGUGAUAAUGCGGGGAUUGUUUAUCUCAUUGAUUUUGGACUUGCCAAACGAUUUUGGGAGUCAUCGUCUUCUGCAAUGGGUGGCGGACAUCAUAUACGUUACAAGGAGAAUAAGAAUCUCACUGGUACGGCUAGAUACGCGUCUAUUAACACCCACUUGGGUAUAGAGCAAUCUCGGCGAGACGAUCUUGAAGCUCUGGGAUACGUCCUAAUCUAUUUCAUGAAGGGUGGAUUACCCUGGCAGGGUCUUCAAGCUCGUACAAAACAGGAGAAAUACUCAAAAAUCACCAAGUCUAAACUGAGCCAUCGUGUUGACAGUUUAUGUCAAGGCUUGCCUGAUGAAUUCGGGGAGUAUUUGAAACGGGUUCGAGGUUUGAAGUUCGAUGAACAGCCCAAAUAUGAGCAGCUACGUGGGCUUAUGGCUUCUGUUCGGUUACGGUCUAAUUACCCAUCAGAUGAGGAGCAUCUGGAUUGUAAAAUAAUGAAGAGUUUGCUGUUCCAACGAGAGCAGCAGUUUGAGCGUGAGAAACGCUCAGGCCCUCUGACUCCUCCAGGCUAUUACCAUUGA